UCAGGGCGCCCCUCGCUCCGAGGCCCACUUCGGAAGACGCGGGCUCCGGCCCCGCUCCCCGACUCGGCAGCUCCGGCCCCGGCCACAACCACCGAGAGGGCCGGGCCGCGCUGCGCCGUGCCGGCGCGGAGCCGCCCCCCUCACGGCGCUGCGAACGGGGAGGCGGGACGGGGGGAAGCCGCGAUCGCCGAGGGGAGGGCGGGGAGCUCCGCGGCGGGCCCCCCGGCUCCCCAAGGCCUCGCCCCGCUCUGCCCUCUUGGGCGGCGGUAUGGCGGGCGGGCUCCGCGCCCCGCUGUUGGCAGUGCUGGCGCUGCUGCUGGCCGCCGACCGGGCGGCUCUCGCAGUGUCAUUUUAUGGUGAUAGUUUUGUGGCAUUGAAGAUGGCAGAAGCGUCCUAUCAGACAACCUUACAGUUACGAUUUCUAACAAGCAAGCCACAUGGAUUGCUUUUUCUUGCAGCUGGGAAGAAAGAUUAUUGUUUGAUAGAGUUACAGUCAGGAAAUCUGCAGUUGAGAAUUAACUUUGGCAUGGGAGAACGAAUACUGCGUUCUUGGCAAAGAUCUCAUCUGAAUGAUUCAGCUUGGCACUUGGUUGAACUGCAUCAUGAACGUGACAAUGUCACAUUGUUAAUUGAUAAAAAUGAUAGGACUACUGCAAAAAUGCCUGGAUCUCUCAAUGAAUUAAAUAUUGAUCAUGGAUUCUACGUAGGUGGUACUACGGAACUUGAUGUUCCUUACCUUGUUCGGGGACUGCCCAGCUUUCGAGGAUGUAUUGAUGAUGUGUUAUUUAAUCAGCUAGACAUUUUGAUGCCCCUGAGAUCUUCCAGGUUUAAAAAAGUCCAUGAAGUUUCAGUGGGAUGCAGUGAUGAAUUCUUUGCAGGUGAAGAUGAACCCAUCAGUUUUUUUAGUUCCAGAUCCUAUGUUUCUUUCCCAUUAUGGAAUAUUGUUGAUGGUGAGGGAGUCUUGGAAUUUGCAUUGCAAACAUCAGCUGCACGUGGCUUGCUGCUUUAUCAUCCUGGACAAGAAGGAGAUUUCAUUGCAAUGGUGGUGGAAGAUGGAUUGAUUAAAGCCUAUACUGAAAAGCAUAAAAGUAGAACCUGCCUUUCCUCUCUUAGGUCAGUCAAUGACAGUCAUUGGCAUUACAUUAAGCUCAAAUUUACUGCAGAAUAUUUACAACUUACAUUGGAUAAAGAAACUGUGAAAAAAUCAUUCCCUCCUCAAAACGAGCUGCUGCUUCUGAAUGGGUCACUCUUUGUAGGUGGCGUAGAUGACAGUAAACGAUUGGAAGUGAUUAAAUUAGAGCUAACCUCCGUGUCUGGGAAGCAUGCCAGAGGAAGGUCCUUCAGAGGUUGUUUAAGAGACCUGAAAGUCAAUUCAGAAAAGAAAUCGCUGAAGAAUGUUCAAGUAACAAAGGAUAUUUCAGCUGGAUGUGAAGCGGAAAAUGCUUUUAAUACAAAUCUUUCUUUGGAGAUGGCUGUAAAAUAUCCUACUGUAAAAGCAGCCCCACCACUUGCCCUUUCCCCUGAAAACUCUGUCUCUCUGGGACAGGAAGAUAAAAACCACUUUUUAGUUCUGAGUAACCUGAUUGUUAAAGAAGGUGGAAAAGCCUCACUUGAAUCUAAACAUAUUCAAGUUAAUUUAGACAUUCAGAAAUUAGGAAUUAAUCUAUCACAAGUUCUUUUUGAAAUAAAGGAACCACCAUCACAUGGUACCUUGAAACUAGAUAUUGAACCAGUGUUGGAGGUAAAUAUGUUUACUUUGCAGGAUGUGUGGCAAGGGAAGAUUCUGUACAUCCAUGGUGGCUCUGAAGAUACUUACGAUUAUUUUAAUUUCUCCAUUUCUGCACACAAUAGAAAGAUUGUGCCUCCAUAUUUGCAAAGAAAUGAGGAGUAUAUGUUUAGCAUUAUCAUCACUCCAGUAAAUGAUGCUCCUGAGAUCACACUUGCUGAGGGAAACUUACUGCUUUUGAUAGAAAACUCAAAGAAACGUUUGACUAGUGACUUGAUAAGAGUAUUAGAUAAUGAUACAGAUCCUCUGGACCUCAGUCUUUCAGUGCUUGGAAAUCUUAAUGCAAAUGCAGGAUAUUUAGAAAAUUCAAAACAUCCUGGAAAGACUAUUACUACUUUUUCUAAUGAGGACUUACAAAAAGGCUAUGUUUUCUUUGUCCACACAGGUGUCAGGAACUCAAGGAUUGUUCUGAGAGCAAACGAUGGUGAGAAAGUGAGCAACACUGUUGUGUUACGCAUCAUGGCAAUUCCUUUGGAAUACAAAGUUGUUAGCAACUCAGGAAUAAAACUCGUCCAAGGUGCUACAGCUCUAAUCACAUCCAGGCAUCUGACAGUUGAAACAAAUGCCAACCUCCAAGAGCUGGAGAUUCUAUAUGAGAUCAUAGAUGCACCCCAGUAUGGGGAAGUUCAAAGGCAGCAUUCAAGGGGGGAAUGGAAGCAAGUCAGCUCUUUCUCUCAGCGCUCCAUUCAGCGCAGCCGUGUAAGAUACUGUAGUACUUUUAGAGAAAUUCAGCUGGAAAAUAUUACUGACCAAUUUAAAUUCAAAGUUACCAUAGGAAACAGAACCAGUGAAGAAUAUGUGUUUCCAGUUCAAGUAAAAUGGUUAAGGUACAGUUUAUUGAAAUAUACUCCUCUAGAAAUUGAAAAAUCAAAAAAGAAAUACUUGAAUUCAGAUAAUCUUUUUGCUGUGCUUGUGGGUCAAGAAAUACCUGACGAUGAACUUCAUUUUAAAUUGCUGUCUUUACCAAAGAGUGGACAAAUACUGCUUAAUGACCAGUCUUUGAAAGAAGAUUCAGUCUUUAGCCAGAAAGAUAUUGCUGAUCAAAAAGUGGCAUAUCAGUUAAUGAGCAGCUAUUGUGAAGACAAUCAUGAUUCAUUUAAAUUCCUCAUCUCCACAAAGUAUCUGGAAUCAAAUAUCUUUGACUUUGAAAUCUACAUCAAAUCAGAUUUUAGAAACAUAAUUGUAAUUAACAAUGGCUUAACUGUUACUGAAGGUGAAGGAGAAUUAAUAACAAGCUCAAAAUUGUUUGUGCAAACACUGGAUAAUAAAACUUUCCAGUAUACAGUUUUGAAGUUUCCUAAACAUGGGAAAUUAAAACUCAUUAAUUCUUCAAAUUCAUUUGAGAGUAAUGGCAAUCUCACCACUUUCACUAAUAAAGAUAUAGCUAAUAAGCGUCUUAUGUAUGUGCAUGAUGAUUCUGAAACAGUGUUUGAUGAAUUUCUUGUGAGAGCUUCCAAUGAAGAAUCAAGGGAGAGUGCAAAUUUUGAUCCUGUAGUAGGACCUUCCUCAGUAGAAAUUAGAUUCAACAUUUCUGUCCAGCUGAAGAAUGAUGAAAAACCAGUACGUGUUGUUGAUAAAGUAUUUAACAUUGUGAGAAAUGGACAGCGAUUAUUGACUUUGGCAGAUCUUUGUUAUCAUGAUCCUGAUUCUGAUUUUGAAGAUGGGCAGCUGCUAUACAUAAGACGUGGCAUUUCCAAUGGAGAUUUGGUGCUAACAAAUAAUUCAUUGCACAGACUCUAUCAAUUCAAGCAAGCAGACCUGAAGCAAAAGCUAGUCUUGUUUAUACACCAUGGUGCAGAUUUUGGGCGUUUUGUGCUCUUUGUAACAGAUGGCAAACACUACACGUCUUUCCUUCUAGAAGUUAAUGCCACUGAUCCUUAUGUUAGCUUGGCAAAUAAUACAGGUCUGUUGGUUCAAAAAGGAAAAGAGGAAAUCAUUACAACAGCUAACCUAAGUGCUAUUACAAACCAAGACAUCAGAAAUGAUCAUGAGAUUACAUUUGAGAUAACCACUUUCCCAAAAUAUGGAAGAAUAUCUGUAAAUGGUUUAAUGAUGGACUCCUUCACACAGUUUGAUCUGAUAAGGGGGUACGUGACAUACAGGCAUGAUGGCAGCAACAACUCUAUUGACACAUUUAACUUUACAGUCUAUGCUAAGAACGUCCAUCUUGAUUCUGCUGUGCAUGUUCGCAUGUAUUUGGAAAGUCAUCAGUGGCGACCAGGAAUUGUGAACAGUAACAGUCUCUUAGUUGAAGAAGGAAAAACAGUUAAGAUCAGUAAAGGAAAACUGCAAGUUGCCCAUGAAAACAGUUCUCCAUCUGAGAUUGUGUUCACAGUAAGGCAGCUUCCAUUACAUGGAUACAUUCGGAUGUUUUCAUCAGAAGAGAGUUAUCUUGGUGCCGAACAAAAGCCAGUUCUGACCUUCACACAGCAAGAUGUUGAUGAGGGCAAAGUUCAGUAUGUGCAGACAGUUUCUGACCAAUUAAGUGACUAUUUUUCUCUGGAUGUGACCAGUGGUGUCCAAACCGUGAAUGACAUAGAAAUCUCAGUUGACAUUAUUCCUAAAAUGAUUCCUUUGGAAGUAAAGAACUUCACAAUAAUUGAAGGUAGCUCAAAAGCCCUGGUGGAAGACGAUCUAAAAAUUUCUAGUAGACACUUUGCAGGACUCAGCUGUGAAAUUAUUUUAGUUGAUCUGCCAAAGCAUGGAUAUUUUGAAGAUUCUAAUGCUCCUGGAAUAAAGUUAAACAGAUUUACCAAACAACAGGUGGAACAAGAAUUAAUCUACUAUGUUCACGAUGGCAGUGAGGAACUAAUGGACAAUUUUACCUUUAUAGUAAAUAACGCAGAAUUACAGAAACAAAGCUUGCCCCAAACAAUGUUUGUAACAGUUACUGCAGUAAAUGAUGAAGCUCCUGUUAUAAAAGUUAACAGAAUUCUUCAGGUUUGGGUGGGUUCAGUCACAGAGAUAACUGUUGAUGACCUCUGUGCAGAAGAUAAGGACUCCUCACCAUCAGACCUGAUAUAUUCAAUUACACCACCCAGCAAUGGGCACUUGGCUCUGAAGUCUUCUCCAAACAAGAGCAUCCUUAGUUUUACUCAGGCUCAUAUAAUUGAAGGGCAGCUGGUAUUUGUACACAAUGGGGCAAUGUCUGGAGGCUUCAGCUUUCAGGUAACAGAUGGCUUGAACUUUGCACCACGACAGAUUUUUAGCAUCACAGCUCGGUCUCUUGUCAUUAGCCUUGAAGUGAACAAAGGACUCAGAGUCUUUCCAGGUUCCAGGAAACCUAUUUCACAACAUGAUCUGAAAGCUGUAACCAGUGAUGUGACCAAUGCAGGAAACAGAACUAUAACUUUUACGAUUCUAGUUUCCCCCAAACUUGGAAGGCUGAUCAGAACAAACUCUGAUAAUACCACUCAGGAAAUCGUCAGUUUUACACAGUCUAUGGUGAAUGAAGGUGUGAUCAUGUAUGAGCACUCAGAGGCAGAAUCAGCUGACUGGAGUGCAGAAGAUUUCUUUACAUUUACUGUCUCUUCUCCACCAUCAGCUUUGGACCCUCAGAUGUUCCAUAUUGUCAUUUCAUAUGAAAUUCCCAGACAUGAUAGGAACAGUCGUCUUCUUUCAAAUACAGGUACUGUAGUCCAGGAAGGAGGUAGAAUAUUAAUCAACAAAACACAUUUAGAUGCUUCAAAUCUAUUGAUCAAGCUACCUGAAGUACAACGCUCCAUGUAUGAAGUCUGGUACCAAGUUGUGUCUUUACCCCACCAUGGCGUAAUAAUUGUUGGAGAAAGAAAUGUUACAAAAGAAAAACCUAAUUUCUCACAAUACAUACUGAACAAAUUUGGAAUUGUGUAUGUGCAUGAUAAUUCUGAAUCACUUAUGGACAAUUUCACUUUUGCUGUUUGGUUAAACCUAAAGACCAAGUCUGCAACAAAGCCCCAUGAUGAAGUUUUAGAAGAGAUGUUUAAUAUUACUGUUAUUCCAGUGAAUGAUCAACCGCCAGAACUGAAGACUAAAAAGCUGCACCUGAAAGUCCUUCAGGGAGAUGUGUCAGUGCUGGGGUCAGAGAAUCUGAAAGUUGAAGACUUAGACAACACCCCAGCAGAGCUCAAAUAUUCCAUUGUUAGCAACCCCAAUAAUGGUUAUUUAGCAAUGAAGAGCAAUCUGAGUAUCUCUAUACAGGAUUUCACACAAGCUGAUAUUGACAGUGGUGGGGUUUGGUUUGUACAGGAUGGAAGUUCUUCUUCUGGGGUGUUUUAUUUCAGUGUGACUGAUGGUAAACAUCGUCCUUUAUACAAACUUUUCAGUCUUGAAGUUGUACCAAUUAGUCUUGUCCUGGUCAACCUUACGGAUGUUGCACUUCCACAGGGUCAGACAUCUGUCACUAUUACUAACAUACAGCUUUCAGCUGUCACAAAUGGAAAAAGCACUAAUAUCAUGUAUGAAUUAACUCAACCCCUCAAGUAUGGGCACCUGAUGAUUGAAAACGAGCAGGUUACUAAAUUUGAGCAGACAGAUUUGAACUCGGGAAGACUUUCUUACCACCUGUCAAAUUUCACUGUGUUUAAAGAAGUACUGAUAUUUAUGAUAUUCACUGCAGAAAGUAAUCUAACAGAACAAGUGCUGAACAUUACAAUGAAGCCUUUAGUGCAAGUUGUAUCUGACAUGCAGAUUUCAAAUCAAGCAGUUUAUAAACUCAGAAGCAAUGACCUGGAUGCUUCUGAGCUAGCCAAUUUAACAAACAGUAAUCCUAGAUUUGAAGUUAUAGUGCCCCCAGCUCAUGGGAGGAUUGUAAAAAAGAGGUUUGUGAAUGAUGCAGUGUUUGAAGAUAUUCGGACAUUCACCCAAACUGAUAUUGAUGAAGGUACUGUGCUUCUCAACAUAGAUACAAAUAUGACAGGCAUUGAUCUUUUAAAUGAUUCAUUCAUGUUUGUGCUCAGGGCAGAUGAUGUGCAGCCUGCUGUUGGCCAUUUUGAGUAUUCCAUAGUGCCAUACAGUCCUCCUCUUGUGCAAAAUUUCACAGCUGAAGUGCCUUUCAUAACCAGUAUGACCACUUUAAAGAUUCCAACUACCUCAAAUGACAGGGUACUAGUUUACUCCCAUGAUGAAGUACCUACAGUAGCACCAAAGAAGACUGUCCCAGACAUGUGGCUAGGUCGGAAACGCUGGGGAAAUCAACUUGAGGAAGGUCCAUCGCUAAAUCUGGCAGUGGGAACAAGGGGAUCUGUAGGGACUGAGACCACAGAUCAGAUUAAUGCCAUGAGCUCCAGAGAGCAAGCACGUGAAAGCAGCAAUCAUUGGUACAUCAUUAUACCCCUGGUCCUGGUGUCUGUGUUACUCAUUAUUGCUAUUAUUUCUGUGUGCAUUUUGCUAAUGUGUCAGAAGAAAGAGAAGGCAAAACCACUUGUCAAAAAUCAAACAGAUGUAGUCCUCAGUAGUCCAGGUCAUUGUCUGGAACGGAGCUUGACUGUACCCACUGUUACAGUGACCCCUCUCCUGAAGGGAGCUGAGGGAAAUACAUCCUCUGCACUGAUGGCAGUAAGGCAUGAACAGCUGCUUCCUACAGUACUUUUUCGGACUGUAGAACAGCCUUUGCAAAAUAGUUGGUUAAACCUAGAUCCUGAAAUGAUCCAAUAUUGUCGAAAAACAAACCCAACUUUGAAGCAUAGUCAGUACUGGGUGUAGUUCAUGGCCAGCUUUGGUCAUGCCAACUGACGUAAUGUGGAAAGGAGAGCAUACCUUAUUAACAUACAAUUCUUUAUUAUGAUUAUUUAUAAUAGGUCUAAUGGUGCAUUGUUUGUUAGGUGAAACCCAGAUAGCUGUGAUAUAGUGAAAGUCUUAUUGAUUACAGUGGCCAUAAAUUGAGUUUUCCCACCUCAUCAGACGCAGAACUUGUCCUUUUUGUGCACCCUGUGUAUGCAGUGUUUUUUAUUUUCCAUGACAAGGCUAAAGUAAAAUGUACUGUCAUGGAUUAUAUCUAUUUUAACAUUAUUAUUAUUUUGAAGAACUAAGUUUGCUGUAAAGAUCCUGUGUUCUUUCCUGAACUGGUACUUCUAUGUUAAGAACUUGAAACUGUUUUUACAAGUAGUUAUCAAGGUGCUAAUCUCAAUAAUGUCAUUUUGACCCAAAGGCUGUUCAAAGGCCAAUACUAAAGAAACAAAGCUGUCAUUAUUUUGCCAUGUAUUCAUCUGGGUCAGUGAGCUUGAAAUCUAGCAUUCAUUUUAGCAGUAAUUCUAUGACAGCAGCAGUAAGUAAAGGUAAAAUGCUUACUGUGAGAUGGCUGUUUUUUUGAUUGUUUGUUUUGUGUUUUCCUAAUUUGUUGCUGGAAUCUAGCCUUAAUAUCUGGUAAAAUGCAUCCAGGGCCUCUAAUCCACAUGGCAAAAACUGUAUCUCUGCCAGUCAACCUUCCUGCUGAAUUAUUUUCAGGCUUAGCUUAUGUCUGGAAGAACAUAUCAAAUGUCCUAUUUCUUAUUAAGGGCUAAGUUCUGACUUCAGUGAAGCAAGAACAGCUCUCUUUUUGGUCUGUGAGUCCAAGCAGAUGAUAGUAUCAUCAAAUCCUUUGCUGCAAACUACUCUGUGUGGUGGAGCUACUGACUGAAUACUGUGACUAAAGACAUACUCCCUUCUGAAGGUUCACAAUUUACCAUUCAUCUCCCAGAAUGCAGGUCUUAUGUGCCUUAUGCUCUCUGUCAGGUACUAUGUACUCUUAAUUUAGCUGUUAGUAAAAUGUGCAGUUAUUUCUCUGUAAGGAUAAUGUUUUUGUAUUUAUGAAAAUGAAUAGUGAUGUGCAGUCUCCUGUUAAGGUCCAUUCUUUCUUUCACUGAGAACAACAGCAAAAUUCUUAUUGACUUCAGAGGACAAAAUGACCAAUGAACUUCUCAUAUAUUUUUGUAUCAACUUCUAGGUAGCUUCUCUGUAAAAACCCUGUCUGUAAAUGUCUCACUGCUGCAUUGUUAUUAUUAACACUGGAAUAAUAUUUUUGUUUUAUCCAAAUUACUGCUGUUUUUGCUUUUAUAGCAUGGCCUAAACGUCCUUGGUGCUGUUAAUUUCACAGUACUUCAUUUUGGUUGUCCUUUUCUGCUGUUGAUUAAUUGCAUUUCUGGCAUUUACAUAUUUCAGUUGAGGGAAGUGUUUACCAGUGAGAAGGGCCAGACUAAAUCUCUGGUUACUGCUGUGUCCCAGGAGCUAAAUACUUGAGUAGCAUGCCCAGUUAGAGACAUUUUAAAGCAGUACACUGUUCAGAGCCUGCUGCCAGGUCAGUGUCAGUGGAAAAUAUGCAGGCAACAUUUUCAGCUGUUUUAGUUAGUGGAGAGAUAUGAAUCCUUCAUAUGCUCAAGCUAAAAUAUAUUUGAAGCAUAUUAUGCAAUUUUUGUUUGUAAUUACCAUUUUUUCUUGAUGCCACUGUGAGCAGGCUUGAGAUCACCUUCUACCUACUAGGCCUUUCUAGUUAAAACAAAAACAAAAACCUUUGCUAUUUUAGAAGCUCUCGGCAAGAGAGGUGGUGCUGUCAACCAUUGAAGGGAUACCCUAGCAUCUUUGUGGAGGUGCAGUUGUAGUCUCCUGCCACUUCCUGAGACCUUAUUUGCUAUCACCAAGCAAAAAGCAACUUCCUCCAGAUUCCAGCUGUCAGCAGAGUGUUUGCAAUACCUUUCCUCCAGUGCCAUUUAGCCAGUAGCAGGAAGUCAAUUCCUCUCUAUCUACUCCAAGGCUCCACUCCAAUUAUAAAAAAUAAUAAUUAAGAGUUAUAAUUCAGUAGUUCCAUGACACUUAAAGAAGCAUGCCUCACAUUUCCCUAUGGUUGAGACCUUCCUGUCAACACAAAAAGAAAUGUCAUACUCUGGAAUGAAGUUAAAGCUACCAUGGAAUGAAGUUAUAUGCUUUUACUGCAGUAUCAAAAUAUUGCCACUGGAGUCCACAUUUUAGACAGGCUGAAAAAAAAAAAAUAGAGAUGGAAUAUGUGCUUAAGAGACUCUUUAAACUAUGUAUCAUUGUAAAGACAGGUAAGUGAGGUUGCUGUUUGUUGUGCCAUAGAGAUGGAAGAUAGGGCUACUGCAAUGGUGGCAAUGGUAAAAAAUGAGGCCUCAACAUAUUAUCAAGUGAAUUAAAAAAACAGUAAUGCAAUUAGAACUUCAGAACUGAAUGGACCCUCUGCAUAUCUGUAUUUGUAUUCUCUGAGCAAGAAAUAAUAGAAAAAUACAGAGAAGAUUGCUGAAUUUUUGUUUGUGUAAGCAUAAUGAACUAAAUUCUUAUUUGUUUCAGAAUUGCUUUUGCCUGACAACAGAAAUUUACUUCAAGAAGAACCAGCGCUAUGAGCUGUGUUUUAAGAACAGGGCUCAGUUUCUAGAGCGUUGACUUUUUUCUUUAAUAAAAACCUGAAGGCCCAAUUGUGAUGUGUUUCAGCAUUUAGUUUGCUCGCCCAAUGCUGCUGUUACACUGUGCCGUAAUACUGGCCAUACUACUGAACUUUUGGAUGAGAACUCUCUAUAGAGAAGUAUACUGUAUCACUGAUUGCUGGGUUUCAUAUAAAAUGCUCUCUUUAAUAUUAUAAUUGAUAAUUACAUGUGGAUUUUACUUUAGUAUCGUAACCAGAGUCCUGUUUAAAAAAAGGAGUGCCUUAAUGUAAUGUAAGCUUUUCCACUGGACAAGUCAGAAUAGUCUCUGUCAGAUAAGGGUUUAUCUUAUCUCAUCACGUGUCCUCUUGGCUGUGUUCAACAUGGGCAUGAACAUAACAUUAAAAUUAAUUCAUUUCAGGCCAGUCAGUCUCCCCUCCAUUCCUAGAAAGCAAUGGGACAGCUUGUUCUGGACGCCAUCACCCAAGCAAUUGGAAGACAAGAAGGUUAUCAGGAGUAGUCAACAUAGAUACACCAAGGAAAAAUCUUGCUGUGAGAAAACAUUCUGUGAUGUCCUCAACAGCUGAGAAGGUGGGGAUAAGCAGUGGAUGUUAUGUAUCUUGACUUCAGAAAAGUGUGGACACCGUCUCCCACAGCAUUCUUAUUAUGAAACUUAGAAAGUGGGGGAUAGAUGUAUUUACGGUGGGAUGGAUUGAGAACUGGAUGACUGGCAGAGUUCAGAGGGUGGUCAUCAGAGGUACAGAGUCUGUUUGGAGGCCUGUAACUAGUGUUCCCCAAGGUCAGUACUGAGUCUGCUCUUCACCAGUGACCUGGAUGACGAGAUGAGUAGAGUCUACCCUCAGCAAGUUUGCUGAUGAUAUAGAGCUGGGAGGAAUGGCUGACACUCUGGCAGAUGGUGCUACUAUUCAACAAGACCUGGACAUACCGAAGAGUUGGGCAGAUUGGAACCUGAUGAGAUUUAUCAGGAGCAAGUGUAGAGUCUUGCACCUGGGAAGGAAUAACCACAUUCAUCAGUACAAGAUAGGGGCUGACCUGCUGGAGAGAAGCUCUGCAGAGGACAACAGGUUGGUCAUGAUCCAGCAGUGUGUCCUGGUGGCCAAGAAGAUAGCCUGAGGUGCAUUAGAAAGAACGGCCAACAAGUUAAGGGAAGUGAACCUCUCACUCUGCUCUAUCUUGGGGAGGACACAUCUGGCGUACUCUGUCCAUUUCUGGGCUUCCCAGUUCAGAAAAGAUGGAUCUCCUAGAAGGAGUCCAGUAGAGGACCUCAAAGCUGAUAGAGAGCCUGGAGCAUCUCUUGUAUAAGGACAGGCUGAGCAACCUGGGUCUGUUCAGCCUGGAGAUAAAAAGACUGAAAGGGGAUCUGAUUAAUGUUGAUAAAUAUCUAAAGAGAGGUAGGAAGCAAAUGGGUGAGGGCAGGCUCUUCUUGGAGAUGUGUAGCGAUAGGACAAGGAGUGAUGACCUAAAACUUGGACAUAGGAAGUUCCAUACUAACAUGCAGAAGAAAUUUAUUGUAAGGGUGAUGGAACACUGGAACAGGUUUCUCAGAGAGUUUGUGAAGUUUCAUUCUAUGGAGAUAUUCAGGACCCAUCUGGACACCUGCCUCUGUGACAUGCUGUAGGGAACCUGCUAUUGCAGGGGGGUUGGACUCUGAUCUCUCGAGCUCCUCUCCAACCUCUGUAAUUCUUUGAUUUGAAUUUUCUGAAACAGCACUGCAUUGGGUGUAUUUCAAGAAGUUUUAUGUUAUUUCACUACACAUGCUUAGGAUAUCUUGAAGUACCAGUUUCUUAAAUGUUAAUAUAUUAGUGCUGUUUUGUCCCUGUUCUAAAAGCCAGUACAACAAGCCUCUUGAUACCUGUCAGCCACAUACAUCAGUCAUGCUGAAUUACAGAGCUGUUUUAAUAUUAAUUGUGUGCCCCAUUAUCAACCAGAUACAGUAAAAAUGUAAGCACCUUAUGCUUGCCUUAGGGAAUAAGGCAGUGUACAUCUUGACUGGCUCUGUGGGGAAGAUUUGAGCAUGUGAGCUGGCACUCUGGGAGACCUAGACCAGCACUGGAGCUGACUAUUAAUCAUUCUUCAAAUGUUCAGAAAUGCUGAUCUCAAUUGAAAAUUAAUCCAUAUAUUCCUGAUGACAAAAAUAAAUAACCCUUAUACCCUGGCUCUACUGAAGCAGAAUUGUUAAACUGGAGCAAAAAAAGAUUAUUUGAAGACAUUAUUUGUGUGUGC
Molecule: messenger RNA, 12357 nt
Organism: Phasianus colchicus (ring-necked pheasant)
Lineage: Eukaryota; Metazoa; Chordata; Aves; Galliformes; Phasianidae
Product: chondroitin sulfate proteoglycan 4-like
Biological process (GO): anatomical structure morphogenesis
Source: RefSeq, a predicted model, not a curated record